This is a messenger RNA of Trichoderma asperellum CBS 433.97, 1176 nucleotides long. The record is from RefSeq and is a predicted model, not a curated record. Lineage: Eukaryota; Fungi; Ascomycota; Sordariomycetes; Hypocreales; Hypocreaceae.
AUGCUCCGUCGACUCACUCUCAUCCUCUUGUCCACCUAUCUGGCUCUUCCCGUGCUGGCCAGUCUCAAAGAUCUAUCUCACUGCGAUCCUCUCAAGAAAGACGCCCACUGUCCCCCUGAUCCUGCAUUCGCCAGCAAAAUCACCUUCGACUUCACCAAAUCCACAUGGGGUGACCAAUUCACAUCCUUCUGGGCCGUCGACUCUUCCACUUCUCAAGAUAAACGCCAACUAAUUUUAAACAACACCGAUGGCAAAGGCGCCGCUUUUUCCAUCUGGCAAGAUGGCCAGGCUCCCACUCUAACCAGCAAUAAAUAUCUCCUCUUUGGUAAAGUCAGAGUCGAAGUCCAGGCCGCCAAAGGCCCCGGCCUCAUCACCGCCAUCGUCCUCAAGUCCGACUCUGGGGACGAAAUCGACUGGGAACUCCUCGGCGCCUUUGAAAACCAAGCACAGACAAAUUACUUCUUCGACGGCCAGCCCCUAUUCAACACCUACAACACAACAUACCGCCUCGACAGCUCCACCUUUGCCUCCUACCACACCUACGGCAUCGACUGGACCCCGACAUAUAUAAACUUCUCCAUCGACAACGUCGUCCGCAAGACCUGGCGCAUCAACGACGGCGCAAUCCCCGCGUACAAAUGGCCUCAGACGCCGAUGCAGGUCAAGCUCGGCAUCUGGUCCGUCAGCAGCAACGGCAGUGAUCCGGGCACCGUCGUCUGGGCGGGCGGUUUGCCCGACUGGAGCGGCCGCGACGCGGAUCAGAACCCCUAUAGGGCGUAUUUCAAGACGCUCGAGCUGGAGGACUACGCCGGCGGCUGCAACGAAACCCAAAGGGGUGCCGAUAUCGAGUACCUGUACAAUGAGCGCACAAACGGCUGGCAGAACAUCCAAGUCAAGGGCUGUAUCAAGAGAACAACCCCCGGCGUCUAUCCCCCUCCUCUGCCCUCUUCGUCAAUCGGCUCUCAACCUUCGCAAACCAGCGGAGGCGGAAGCUCACAUCCUUCACCUUCUUCUACUGCCGCGAAUUCCUCUGGCGGGCCGUCUCAAACAGGCGAGCAAAACCCAGUCCAGUCUGAAGACAGCGGAGAUGAGAGUGACAGUGCUGCGCUGCUGAGCGGACGACCAUCUUCGCCACUCGGUGCUGUUAUUUUCUUACUUUGGCUUCUUGCCAUUUGA